Molecule: messenger RNA, 1434 nt
Organism: Olea europaea var. sylvestris
Lineage: Eukaryota; Viridiplantae; Streptophyta; Magnoliopsida; Lamiales; Oleaceae
Product: B-box zinc finger protein 21-like
Exons: 7
Coding region: 1-1110 (369 amino acids)
Biological process (GO): photomorphogenesis; regulation of DNA-templated transcription
Cellular component (GO): nucleus
Source: RefSeq, a predicted model, not a curated record
AUGCAUGCAUGGUUCGAGGACUCAACUCUGUCAUUGGUUCGUAACAACUGUGAUUGCUCUGAUUUUGUCUAUCUAUUUACAUAUGAAAUUAAUCAAGCAAAUCAAGAUGAAAACAUAGGAAUAUUUCCCACUCUUUCACGCACUAACAGUGAUUUAGAUUUUCAGAUUGGGUUCUUUUCCAGAUUUGGGGAAGGCGACGUUUUGCAUAUUGGGCUUUUGGAAUGUUGGUGUGGAUCGGGAAUGAAACUGCGGCAUACGAGACAAAAUUUCUACACCAUUGACAGGCCCUUGUUGGAACAGCAAAAUUCUGCUAUUUAUGCUCAUAAUUGGCCCCCUGUCUGGACAGGGCCAUAUCCAUCGUUAAUAGGUCCACAUUUAACUGCAACUCUUUCUAGUCCCCACUCCCACUGGCCCCAAAUUUCAACCCCUUCUUCCUCAUUUCUUGAUGCUUCUACCUGUUAUUUGACAGAAAAAAUUCAAAAGCACAACAGAUUUCUUCUCACUGGAGUCAAGCUUUCUGCUACCACUGCCCUUUAUUCAUCAUUAGAUUCUACUUUAACAAAUGUUUCUGAAACUGUUCCACUUAUCAAGUGUAAAAAAACCUUAACAGAUGAGCCUGUGCCUGUCAUUUCAAAGCCAACAAGUACAAUACCAAGCACCACCUCGGAACCGGUCAAGCCGGUGAUCGCUGAUAGAGGGGGAGGUAGUGUUCAAUUGAUGAAUGCAGGUGGGAAUAAUGGUUCAAGUUCAACAAGUAGCAUAUCGGAAUAUCUCAUGGAAAUUCUACCUGGAUAUCAUGUUGAUGAUUUUCUUGAUUCUCCUUGUGGUUUCUUCAAGAGUGGAGACAGUGAUGCUCUACCUUUGUGGGAUUCUGAUCUUGCCAAUAAUCUGAGCUUUAUUUCCCAAGAAAGUAUAGGUUUUUGGGUCCCCCAAUCCCCUCCUUUAUAUCCUCCUCUCGAGAUGGUCUAUGCCACCCCAAAUGGAUUCAAAGAUUCCAAGGAAAUUUCCAGCAACAAAUCUAGCAGAAAAUGGAGUGACGACAAUAUGUAUGCAGUUCCACAGAUCAGCCCACCUUCAACUGCCUUCAAGAGAUCCAAGACUUCAUGGUAGUGGCUUGAAAAUCUCGUCUUUUUAGACUUGUCGUUCAUGUCUAGUACGCAGUACAGGACUGUAAUCAAUAGUACAAUGAACAAAUUUUAAUCUUUCACUGCAUUCAAGUGAUCCUGCAGGGUAGUGGCGCAAAAAUCUCACCUUUUUAGACACUUUGUGCACGUUCUGUAUGCAUAUAGGACAGUACUGGAUAGUAUAAUGCACACCCUUCCGUAAGUAGGCUCGUCCAUGUUUCCGAUUUCUCUUAGUUUCUUGAAUUAGCUUCUUUUAAGUUUUUUGUAUAAAUAUUCUGUUUGAUGUAGUUUGACCUUUUCUUCUCCAGAA